GCCUUAAAAAAUGGUGGCUGUAAACCUCCUUUGAAGUAAUACAGCUUCUUAUGGAAUUACGAUUGGUAGUAAUAUGUUACCUUGUGAUUUAAAGAAAAAAAAUAGCUGAGUGAUAGUGUAUAUGUUAAUUAUUAUCUGAGUUUCAACAUUUGCGGAUUUUAAAUUAAACUUGGUUUUAGGUGAGAGUUUGGAGAGUUCCCUGUACCCUUCAACAUUUAUGCUUCAGGUUGUUGAAGAAAUUUAUGGAGUUCAUUUUAGUUGUUGACAUUUUUGUUUUUCUUUCUAAUACUUAUAAAGUAAGGGAUUUAUAAUUACUAUAUAAUUUAAAGUAUUUUAGAAUGUGUUUUUUGGAAGUGGGUAUGCUGAGAAAUGCCUGUCAAAAUAAACAUUUUCAAUAAUGCGAGCAGUAUGAAACCAGAGCGUUCACUGCAGCAAGUUUGAGCAAGCCAGACACGUCUUUGAAAGCAGGCUGCUGUUCAGUUAGCCAUUUAACAAAGCAGGAAAUGUAGACCAUGUUAGCAAUGCAUUUAAUUUAAACUGAUGUAUUUUUCUUCUACUGUGGAAAGUCUAAACAACCUUAUUUUGCUAUAUACCAGUUAAAAGUUAGCUAAUCGACAGUGGUGAUUUAGAAUAGUGAUUAGGGUCCUAUAUGUAAAGUUUCAGGACCAGUAAAAGGUGUUGCUUGUAGUCUUAAUUUAUGCCUGGAACUUAAAUGAAACUCCAUGAAUAUAUUUAUUAUAGGUAAUACAUACAGAUUACCACAUUUAUCUUGGUAUGAACAGGCAUAGGGACUCAGUUUCAUCAUCAUGCAAUGGAGAGUUAAGUUGUGCUUUUUCUUAAUUGGGUAUUGCACAGCCAGGCUUGGUUACUUGCAUCUGGAUGGGGCAGCCUAAGAGAGGCCAGGGCCUAGACUCAAAAGCCACUUGCAAGGGGGUAGGAUAGAGGAUGGGGUAAGUAAACACUGAAGAUGUGGGUAUUGGGAAAGGUUUAUGUGGACAGGCCCAAAAUGGUACCUGUGGUACCAGAGGUGAGAGGCAUCAGAUAUAGUAGAUAAGGCAAGCAUGGGAUGUUCCAAAUCACAGCAAGCAGAAUGUUUAACAGGAGUGCCCAGAAUUCUAGGUAAACUACGUCAAAGAAGACUGUCAACAGGUAGGGCCUAGGACUUCAGUCCAGGGGGUGGCCAAAAGGCUUCAUCUCGUGUGAGUACACAGGUCACUGUGAAUGGAUUUGACAGCUCUGUGCUGGUGUUCAGAGGCUGCCUUUGGACUUAGUGGAAAAGAAUGGGCAUAGGGAUGUGGCAUGUGGCACUUAAGUUGAGGUUUAUGUUAGAGACUAGGGAGAGCUGGACUCUGCUUUCAGUGAAGGGCUAGUGGGGGUAGUCCUGAUCUUUUCAGUGGCCACCCCUCUAGAGAGAAGAGACACAUAGAAGCCAACGCCAGACAGGGUUUGACAGAUACCCACAAAUGAAUUUAUCACAUGGAAUUUUGGAAAAUUUCUACUACACAAGGUAUAGUAGAAUCAGUGGUAGAGUUUGAUUAGCCUGACUCGUGUCAACUGGUUAAAUGUCUUUGUUAGUUGCAUCCUAAUUCCACCAAAGUAAAAAUGGGUAUCCGCACUAUUUUCAUAAUGCCACCCAGAAAGCUGUUUGAUAUGUCAAAGGACCCUGUGUUUCUCUACUGAGCAAUUGGUGCGCCUGUUUCAAAGGAGGAUUAGUUCCAUCAGCUCUGCUAAAGAAUGACAAAGCCUUGAACAUUUGCUGGAUCAUCCCAGUAUUUAUGUGGCCUCUUUAGAAAAUUAAAUCCAAGUAGGUUUUAAACUCUAGUUUGAGCCGUUUUCCCAGGAACUUUGUGUGAUUUAUAUAGGACCUUUAGAAUUAAAUGGCUGUUGUAGUAUCUUCUCAUGUGUGCAUACAUUGUACUGCCCACUCCAGGAACAAAACAUCCCCAUCCAGAACAUCUUUGUAUUCAGGAAUGGCUCCAGUGCAAAUGACUAGUAUGGCAACCUGGGUUGAAGAAAUGAUUCUUAGGCCUGGUUUAAAAAAAUGCAAUAAUUUCUUAGAGGCCUUCAGCAUUGCCACAGCAUGUGCUAGUACCAGAUAGAACUUUGAAAGCAUAGCACCUUACAUCUCCAGUGAAUGGCCAUUUACAGUAACAUUGUUGUGAACACAAAUGAGUACCUGAAUGAUAUUUAAGGGAGACAAAAGCAAGACUCUGUUAUAGGGCAGAUAGACAGCAUUUCUAAUUAUUACCAGAUAGAACUUGAAAUGACAAAGCUUAUGAUGUUUGAGGCAAAGUUUCAGUUCAAAUGAGACCCAUUAGCACAUAGUAUCUAAUUAAAUGGUAGGUGGGAGUGCACAUACUCUAAGUACAAAAAGAACUUCAGAGAUGCAGCUGGUGACUAUCUAGGGUAAUGGAGUAGACAGAAAAGGCUCAUAGAAGAAAUAGGGCUUGAAAUGUGUCUUGAAGAAUAGGUACAAUUUGAAUAGGCAAAGGAGAAAUAGCAUUUUGAUGCAUGGAGUUUAAAGCCUUAUUCAAAAUAAAUUACACAGUACAAAAUAAUGGCUUGGUAUUUUACAAAAGCAGUACAUAUUUUAAGUGAUAGUAUCACAAAAGAAGCAUCAUUUUAGAGUUGAAAGCAUUGUCCAGCUUUACCAAUUUAGACAUGAGGAAACCAAGACCCACAGAGAGAGAUUUGCUGUGUGCUCCCCAGCCAGUGGGGGCCCAAACGGGGUCUGCCCAGGAGCCGCCGCCUCCACUCCAGCCCGUUCUAUCUGCCAUGCCCUGCUGCCUGGGUUUUUGGAAUCUUCAUGAGCAAUGAGGCUGCUUUUAGUGUCCAAUCAAAAACUUCUCUGAAGUUCCCGGCAUGUAAUAAACUAAAAAUAUGUGAAAUUAGCCCCCAUGGGUCACACAUAGUAAACAAUGUCAGGACUGUGUUAAUACUUUUCAGGAUAAGGCUCCAAAUCACUCCAUGAGCCAUGCGGUGGAAAAAACAGUGGGCUUCUGACUCAAAUAGAUCUGGAUUGGAAUCUCAACUCUUUCCAGUAACUCAGCUUUUCCAAAUUGUUUUCCAGACUGUGGAACUGGGUUAAUGCCUCUCUCCUGGGGUUGGUAUGAGAUUUAAUGAACUGAUCAUUUCUCUACUAUCUAUCGCAUCAACUCUAGCUUUUGAGGCCUUAUGGGAGCUGUCCUCAUUCAGCAGGUCUGGUUCCUUCAGUCCACCUAUUCCUCAUUAAUUGUGUGAAUUCUGUCAGGCCUUUUUCCUUACGCCAUGUUCCCAGCCAGCAGAGCUACGGCCUCUAGGAGCCUGUAGGGGCAAAAAGAGACACUCUGGGAAGUUGCCUCCCUGAUGUGAGUAUGUUGCUUGGAGGGAGGAAGGUGCCUUUGUAUGAAGCCCUUCCUCUAUAUGUGGCUUGGUGAAUGGAGCAGCCUAGAUUUCAUCACCACUCCUCCAUCUUGCCUAGGUGCCUUUGCACAGUGCACAAAAUAUGCAACCAUACGUAACUGCCCCAAGCAGUGCCAUCCACUUUAUCUCCACUCAAGUAGAUCCUUCCCCUGUUUUAUAUGCAAGUCGACCCAUUCAGUAUGUUUAUGCCUUUAAGCUUUCUGUCAUCUUAUGUUUAACUGUCUAUAGUUUUUCCUAUUAAUCUACUUAAUUACAUUUCUAAAGGGCAGGGGUAAAUGCUUUUUCUCCUUUUGAGCUCUUCCUAGCAGACAACUAGAUACAGCAUAAUAAUUAUCCAAAUUUAUUCUUUGAUAAACUUCCAACUUUCAAAGAAUAGUCACACAUCAACACAACCAAUGCAUCCAGCAAUCCUGUGAAAUAAGGAUUCUCCUCAUUUAUGGAGGGAAGCUAAGAUUUGGAAAAGGUAGGGCACAGAGUAAGCCCUCUGAACUUUGUUGAUCGUUUGCUGUUCUAUUUUGUUACUAAAAAGUCUUAAAAAUAUUUAAAGCCAAACGACAAGUUUUCUUGAAUCAUUGUGUUCUCUUUACCCAAUUAAUACUUAGGUAGGUAAAGUAGAUUUUUGUAGGCAAACCAAGGUAAAAAUAAGUCUAUUUAACACAGGGUGCCUUUGAAUGAAACCCAUUAUAAGUGUAUUUACAUAUUUCAGAUUUCAUGGAUAUAUUCAGAAAUAUUAAUGUAGUAUAAUUGAAGUCUAAUAUUGCACCCUCAAGCCCAUAGUGGAAAAUAAAUGACUCUUUCUCCCCCUUGCCCUUCUACACCUGUCAAAGUUAAUUUUUAACCACUGGUACAUUGCAAAACAUUCAUCCUGAAGAGCCUGAUUCAUAAAUCUUGUUUUAAAUGCUCUGGGCUUGGUUCUCAACCCAGACUAAAGGCAAGCACUAAGGUAGAGGGAAAUGACAUUCAAAGAGUUUUACUUUUCACUGAUUUAAUUUUUAUUGGGUUUAAAAUGUGGUCUGACAUUACAGGGUUGCUUCAAAGGGGAGAAAUGCAACUUUGAAAAAUUACAUGUUUUUAGAUGUGUAGAACUAAACAGGCAAGCCACACUAGGUUUUGUCAAACAAUAGUUUUAUUUGUGCCUUGAAAGAGAGACACAGGUAUUUUGGUAUGUAUGUGUUUAGGAGGGGUAUAUAGUCAGUUUUACUUUUGUUUUCACAGUGCAGACUUCUCUUUAUCUCAAGGGACAGGAUCUGAGGGAGAAUUGCAGAGGGGGAGUUCUUUAUUCUGCUAAGCAGUGGGGAUGCCUUUUCAGAAAUCUAGUAGAAUGUGUCAGAUUUUAUACAUAUGUAAACCUGGGCUUAUUUAUAUACUUAAAUGGAUGUUUUCCUUAGCACAACAUCAAUUAAGACCAGUGGAUAUGGAGCAAAUAAUUUGAAUUACCCUAAAAGGCCCUCUGUUCUACACUGUCUUAAAGUUAUGAAGGGAGGUAUUCAUUUUACCCUUAGAUGAAGAUUUUGGUUAAUUUUUGUUGUCUAUUCUUUUUUUCAUGGUCUUUGUUCAUAAAUGAUGUCCCACAAAAAGAAGCGUUCUAGGUUGAAAGCUGCUUGUGCAACAUUUGCCACUUGAUGGUGAUUUGCACGUAUGAAAUAUUCAGUUUGUAACUUUUGAACAAUUUAAGGAUCAAGAGACAUUUUCCUGACUAUAUCUGCUGAGAUGUGAAAUAAUGGCCUCUGAAAUGAGUUUUCUGAAACUUGGAGGAAAGGGAAAAUGAUCCAUAUUGUUUUAAAGUAUCCAGAAGGUAAAGUUAGUUUUCCACUGUGUCUAGGCCUUUGAGGUCCCAGAGAAAUGCUGACAUUAAAAUACAAGUUUUCCUCAAAGACUAUCAGCUUCGUGAAAAGUGUACUUUUUGCUGAUUAUUUGUUAGUGAGUCAUAUAGAUCAAGUGACAGUAAUACAACUAGGUGCAUUAGUUUGUGUCAAAUUUGGACAUACAAAAUAUACAGAAAGUUGAUGGUUUUCUCCCAAAGCAGGAGUUACCGAUUCAUUUCUACCAGCAGAGGGCUCCCUUUUUUAAGCUAAUAAAGAACAUGUGUCUUGCAGAUCACUUUUUAAACACUAAAAUUCAACGGGAAAAAGAUUCAGCUCACACUUUCAUAAUAUAAUAGGACUUCUCUGGUAGAUGAUUGUACAUAUUGUGAGAAAUUUGUUUAAGGCAAAGUUUUUCCAACCUAUUUCAAGACUUACUCUCUAUGUGUUGAGAGAGUACUGCUUUCCAGUGGCUCAUUUUCUUCUGAAACAGAAAAUAUACUGUUGGACUUAACAGAGCAUUUUAAUCUUAGAAGGUUUUGACAUGAAACAUCAUGUGAAUCCAGACAGGUAUGCUUAGGAGACUGAUGUUUCCAAUGUUUCUAGCUUUAGAAAGGCUAUUUUUAAAAGUAGGGCAAGAUUAUGCAGCUCAGGAUGCAAGGGUAUUCUCUGAACUAACCAUAUGUCCCUGUGAUCAGAUGGCAGAUUCACUUAUAGACUGUUAUUUCCAUUGGGAAAGUUUUUCAAUAUUUUAUCAGUUGCACGAAAGGAAAGUUUGUAAAAUCACUUUCAUCGUGGAUUUAACAGCACUUUCCAGAUAUUUCAAGUAACCUUGAAGCUGGUUCCUACUGUUGGCCUGUGUGGACUUUAUGUGACCACUGGAUCACUUUCCUUUGCAGAGUAUGAGGGUAUUAUUGAAAGAACCUAUGUCUUCAAAGGGAAUGAAAUGUUUUGUUUUAAUUCAAGCAAGCUAAAAGUAGAAAACAGAAAGAGUUAGAGUUUUGUUGGGGGUGUGAAAUUUUUUGCAUGUGGCUUAAAAGAUUAACUUCAGUUUUGUCCAUUUUUUUUUACUUUCUCUAGCAAAGAGAAGUGAGGAGCAGGGACAGUGGGUAGAAAAGGGCAUUUGAAACCAUCAGAAGAUGGGGUUCUAGUCUUAGGGCUAUAAUCUUCUGCAAACCACUUCACCUCCCUGGGUCAGAUUUUGUUUUCCCCCCCUAUGGCAUGAAGGAAUUGAUUGAUCUCUAAAUUACUUUCUGGUGUAAAGUUUGGUGAUUUCCCUGGAUAACCUUAAAGCUAUCUAUGCUGAUGCAACUGAAAAUUUUCUUAGAUCAAAUUUUAAUUAUUUAAAUAGUAGUCAAUAAUCCCAAGUCUUGUCUAUCGCCCACUUUCUCAAAUAAAGGGCAAACAUCCACUAGAAAGGUGUGCCCUUCUCUGCCCUUCUAUCCUUUACUCCAUUAGCUGGCACAUAAACCUAAUGCAGCGACACCUUUUAAUUAGCAGGUCAUAUGGCCAUUUAAAUGCGAGUUGCAAUCGACCUCAUAAAAAUAGCCGUAGUGGUGUUUUUUUUUUUUUUCUGAAUCGUCACAUGAACAUGGAGUAUAGUAUGCAUGUGGUGUGGGGUUUAAUAUUCGUCCGAGGAUGCCCUCCUACUACUUACUAUUGAACACUUUUGUAAUCUGCUCCCUGCCCGAGUUGCUCACAAGGGCUUUCCUGUUACACCUGCGGGGCUGUCUGUGCUGUUGUGUGGGAGGAGGUGCAAGAGGUAGACACGAGCGAGGCACUGUGUUCUGGGUUGUUCCGAGAGGUUCAGGCCUUUACAAGUGAGGCUUUGAUUCUAUUUUUUGCUGAACUAGCUCAGCCACUUCCUGUGUUUGGCGGUGCAUAGUGCCUCGCUUCACUGUCGGCUACUUGAGCCUCGCGAGCCAGCCAGCGCGCUCAGCAGCCAGUGAGACUAUUUUAGGUCCUCUCACAAUGGCCUUCUCAUUUCCUAGGCGAAAAUGAUCAAGUUGGUCUUGCAUUGGCCACUUGUCAGCCGAUGACAACUUUGACUUGGGCUCCCCUCCCCCUCCCGAAAUCCCUAGCUCAGCAAAUAUUUGAACCUGCCCAAGUUAAUCAUGAAGCUGCGAUCUUUAUCUAAGGGAGACGUGCGAGCGCCUGGGCUCCUUUCCUCCCCAGUACAGUAGCGAAAUCCAGUUGGCUUCUCAAUGAGGAGCCGGCGGUGAGCGGCGGUGGCCCGGACGCACUGCCGGGCGGGGCGUGGGGCGGAGGGACGAGCCGAGCCCAGGGGAGCUGUUCACUGUGCGUGCCCGGAGGGUCCUGGCGGCGCCCCCGCUCCUGCGCGCACUCUCGGCACCGGGCACGAGCACUGCCCGCUGGGAACAGGCUGGGGGGAGGUGCGGGGGCUUGGCCCACUUGGUGGAAGAACAGCUUUGGGGAUUUUUUUUUUUUCAUUGUCGGAUACAGGCAUUUCAAAGGGAAACCGUUGAAAUGCAUAACCUGCAAACACUGCCUCCUAAACCACCAAAACCCACUACUGUAGCCAACAACGGUAUGAAUAACAAUAUGUCCUUACAAGAUGCUGAAUGGUACUGGGGAGAUAUCUCGAGGGAAGAAGUGAAUGAAAAACUUCGAGAUACAGCAGAUGGGACCUUUUUGGUACGAGAUGCGUCUACUAAAAUGCAUGGUGAUUAUACUCUUACACUAAGGAAAGGGGGAAAUAACAAAUUAAUCAAAAUAUUUCAUCGAGAUGGGAAAUAUGGCUUCUCUGACCCAUUAACCUUCAAUUCUGUGGUUGAAUUAAUAAACCACUACCGGAAUGAAUCUCUAGCUCAGUAUAAUCCCAAGCUGGAUGUGAAAUUACUUUAUCCAGUAUCCAAAUACCAACAGGAUCAAGUUGUCAAAGAAGAUAAUAUUGAAGCUGUAGGGAAAAAAUUACAUGAAUAUAACACUCAGUUUCAAGAAAAAAGUAGAGAAUAUGAUAGAUUAUAUGAAGAAUAUACCCGUACAUCCCAGGAAAUCCAAAUGAAAAGGACAGCUAUUGAAGCAUUUAAUGAAACCAUAAAAAUAUUUGAAGAACAGUGCCAGACCCAGGAGCGCUACAGCAAAGAAUACAUAGAAAAGUUUAAACGUGAGGGCAAUGAGAAAGAAAUACAAAGGAUUAUGCAUAAUUAUGAUAAGUUGAAGUCUCGAAUCAGUGAAAUUAUUGACAGUAGAAGAAGAUUGGAAGAAGACUUGAAGAAGCAGGCAGCUGAGUAUCGAGAAAUUGACAAACGUAUGAACAGCAUUAAACCAGACCUUAUCCAGCUGAGAAAGACGAGAGACCAAUACUUGAUGUGGUUGACUCAAAAAGGUGUUCGGCAAAAGAAGUUGAACGAGUGGUUGGGCAAUGAAAACACUGAAGACCAAUAUUCGCUGGUGGAAGAUGAUGAAGAUUUACCCCAUCAUGAUGAGAAGACGUGGAAUGUUGGAAGCAGCAACCGAAACAAAGCUGAAAACCUGUUGCGAGGGAAGCGAGAUGGCACUUUUCUUGUCCGGGAGAGCAGUAAACAGGGCUGCUACGCCUGCUCUGUAGUGGUGGACGGCGAAGUAAAGCAUUGUGUCAUAAACAAAACAGCGACUGGCUAUGGCUUUGCCGAGCCCUAUAACUUGUACAGCUCUCUGAAAGAACUGGUGCUACAUUACCAACACACCUCCCUCGUGCAGCACAACGACUCCCUCAAUGUCACACUAGCCUACCCAGUAUAUGCACAGCAGAGGCGAUGAAGCGCUUACUCUCUGAUCCUUCUCCUGAAGUUCAGCCACCCUGAGGCCUCUGGAAAGCAAAGGGCUCCUCUCCAGUCUGAUCUGUGAAUUGAGCUGCAGAAACGAAGCCAUCUGUCUUCGGAUGGGACUAGAGCUUUCUUUCACAAAAAAAGAAGUAGGGGAAGAUAUGCAGCCUAGGGCUGUAUGAUGACCACACGUUUCUAAGCUGGAGUGCUUAUCCUUUCUUUUUCUUUUUUUCUUUGGUUUAAUUUAAAGCCACAACCACAUACAACACAAAGAGAAAAAGAAAUGCAAAAAUCUCUGCGUGCAGGGACAAAGAGGCCUUUAACCAUGGUGCUUGUUAAUGCUUUCUGAAGCUUUACCAGCUGAAAGUUGGGACUGUGGAGAGCGGAGGAGAGAGAGGCAGAAGAACCCUGGCCUGAGAAGGUUCGGUCCAGCCUGGUUUAGCCUGGAUGUUGCUGUGCACGGUGGACCCAGACACAUCGCACUGUGGAUUAUUUCAUUUUCUAACAAAUGAACGAUAUGUAGCAGAAAGGCACUUCCUCUCACAAGGGACGCUUUGGGAGAAUGUCAGUUCAUGUAUGUUCAGAAGAAAUUCUGUCAUAGAAAGUGCCAGAAAGUGUUUAAACUUGUCAAAAAACAAAAACCCAGCAACAGAAAAAUGGAGUUUGGAAAACAGGACUUAAAAUGACAUUCAGUAUAUAAAAUAUGUACAUAAUAUUGGAUGACUAACUAUCAAAUAGAUGGAUUUGUAUCAAUACCAAAUAGCUUCUGUUUUGUUUUGCUGAAGGCUAAAUUCACAGCGCUAUGCAAUUCUUAAUUUUCAUUAAGUUGUUAUUUCAGUUUUAAAUGUACCUUCAGAAUAAGCUUCCCCACCCCAGUUUUUGUUGCUUGAAAAUAUUGUUGUCCCGGAUUUUUGUUAAUAUUCAUUUUUGUUACCCUUUUUUAAAAGAAAUGUACAGGAUGCCAGUAAAAAAAAAAAAAUGGCUUCAGAAUUAAAACUAUGAAAUAUUUUACAGUUUUUCUUGUACAGAGUACUUGGCUGUUAGCCCAAGGUUAAAAAGUUCAUAACAGAUUUUUUUGGACUGUUUUGUUGGGCAGUGCCUGAUAAGCUUCAAAGCUGCUUUAUUCAAUAAAAAAAAGAAAAAGAUAUAUGAAUAUGACAAAGUAUUGCUGAGUCCAACAAUGUUGUUUUAAGACUCUUAAAAUACGGUACCUGGCAAUGUUUAUUUCAUAAAGAAUUGUGAACUUCUUGAAUCUAGGGAGGGGGGAAUGUAGUGAAGGGAUGUAUCAGGUCGGGUGGUGGGAGGGGGAGGCAAGGUUAUAUGCACUUUGUCUUUCUCAUGAUUUACAGAGAAGUGAAUAACUGCAAAGUGAAGUUGCUUCUUCUACUUCAGUCUUUUCUCACUUUGAUUUGCUAGUUAUCAAUUAAUGACAAUUACAAACCUACUGUAACUAACACAGUGUGACCGGUCAGGUAUUUCAGUUCUUAGGAAGGAAGUGCCAAGUUUGUUUUUGGGUUCCUGGAACAGUGCUCACCUUUGUUUAGAACACUGGUUUAAAGGGAUGAUCUCUGUCACAUUGGACUAUCCAUCACGACCAGCAAAUACUCACUCAUUUUAGGAAAAAAACGCAUGAUCUGAAAAAAUACUUUUGGUGGGAUGUUGGUUACUCCUAGCUUUCCAUUUGGUUUAGAACGUAAAGCAAAUGGACACAAUCGUACUGUCACUGCUCUGGACUGUGUGGAGCUCGCUAAGGUCAUGGCCAUUGCAGGAAUCCAAGUGGCAGUCCUUCUCAUUCAUCCUAAUCAUUGUAUGUGCUUCACUACGGGGGGGAAAAGGAAGCAUAGUUAGCAUAAUGUUUCCCGUUUAGGGCAGGAGUGAGAGAUCUCUCUUCCUGAUUUAGAUAUGCAAAAGCUGGUAUGUUCAGUAGGAACUGUACAUGUGUUAGGAGGAAUAAAGACUAAUUAGCAACCAUAAUAUGGUCACUACCCUAAUAGACUUAAAUGAAAUCUUGCAAUUUCAAAUUUCCCUUUCUCCAUAUUAGAUUUACCCACAGCUAUAUUUCUGUUGAAGUACUAGGGUGAGGGUUUUCUGUUCCUUUGUUUUUUAACGUUGUUCCUUUUGAAAGAAUCGGUCUUGCAGCUGAGUGAAUCAUCUGUAGAAUGUAUUUUUCCUCUUUACAUGAAGCUACUCAUACUGAAGCAAAAGUCAGUCUUACAGCAAGACUGUUAGCCCUCAAACCUGACUUCACUGAUCUGACCAUCUCCCUCUCAUCGCCAGACAACUGAUGAUUUCCCUGGUUUAGUCUGUGUCUCUGCUUUAAAGUUAUUGUGAUAUCCUUCUAGAUCACACACAAGUCUAAUAGUUAAUUGGUUCAUAGUUUUUAAACUAGGUUUGUGGGUUUUCUUUGAUAGCACAUGUAUGCUAUUACGUACAAAUUUUUAUUUCUAAAAUAUAAGAUCUGAGAUUGAAUAUUUUUAUUAAAAGCUACAGUUUUGUGAAUUUUGGCUUCAACAGUCUUUGCAAGAUGACAUGGUAUUUAGGCAGUUGCCUUAUUUUUGCAUCUCACAAACAUAAGUGCAAUAGAUCUUUUCACUGAACAGCAAAGUAGGAUUCAUCAUUCCAUAUGACUGAGUUACACCAGACCUAUUUUGCCCGAUGCCUUUUUGAUUGCGGUGUAGCUUGCUCACCACAUUUGUCUUUUUAGAUAUUUUGCUAGCCGGGCACUUUGAGUUUCAUCAGACAGUCCUCCUAACAAUAGUCUGAACGGCUGAGUAUGACUAGAUACAGCAGAGGCACUCCUGAUAUGUGAUUUUAUCCAUGCAUCAGUUUUUCCCACCCAGUGUAGCAUCCUAAAGAUAAAGCCAGAAGCUAAGCUGCAGUGAGGCUGUGAUAGAGCAUAGAAGUGGGAGCACUGGGACCUCACGUUACACGAGAGAUCAUAACCACGUGAAAAAGCAAAAAGCAUGUGUUUGCAACAUCUGAUAACUUCACGGCCUUUUGAUAUAUGUAUAUAUGUAUAUGUGCAUGGACUGUGUUUCCGGUACACCUUUCAGCCAAAACAGAUCCACAGUAGUUGAGUUCAAGUACAUAACAAGCAAACGUCUAGUACAAUUCUUAUAUAUGUGUAUGGGAUUUUUCCCAUUGAGGUUGCUUUGUUUUGUCUUACAAAGGUGAAAAUUGUUUGCAAGUGAAGUGAGAAGUUCAUAUUUCUUUGGCUUUUUUGUGUUUUUAAAAGUUACUCCUUUUAGGGAGCUGGUCAGAUGACUUGCUUAGCUUGGAAAUCCUUGUUUUCAGUGUGUCGAGUCAAAAUGUGUUUAUGUGAGCUGUCACUGUGGGAAACCAAUUGCUUUGUCAUGUAGCUGGUUAUGAACUAGUAACAUGUUUGGGAAGUCCUACUGAUGUUCCUUUGGAAGAAAAAUUCUGCUGGUUUUAACAACUGUGCUUUUGCUAUGCAUGGUAUCCAAGUUAGUUGAAUCGCAGACCCUGAGAUCUGUUUGAGUUUAGGGUCAUUUUUAGAAAGGGGCAGUUUAAAGCACAAUGUCUCACAUGGGACAAAGUUCCAAAAUGCCAAAUUCUUAUUUUUUAAAAAACUAGUUCUAGAAAAUACUGGUGGGGAAGAAAUAGAAUUGAGUCAAUUGGAAAGACUAUCCAACUUAACAUGAAACUUGUCACCAUGAGAUAGCAUUAACUGCCCAGGAUGCUGCUAAUAUAUAUAUAUAUAAAUAUAUAUAUAUAUAUAUUUAAAAAAAAAGCAAAACAAAAAAAAAACUCAUUUAUACCUGUGUAUUUUUUAAAGCUACAAUCAGUUCAAUGUUUUUACAAAUCUGUUUAUAUGACAUUGUUAAAAUAAAGUUGGUCUUUUGACGAGAGGGAGGAUGUCACGGUCAGUUGUAAUUUUGCCUUCACAAGGCAACUGGGGUGGGGGGUGGGGGUAGUGUGCCUCCUUGACAUUUCGUUCAAGUUAUAGAUUCAGUGGAGCUAUGUCUUGUUUUAAGUUGCUUUAAUGCAUUGUAUUAGAUCUUCAAACAGAAUAAAGGUUGUUUUGAAACUUAA
Molecule: messenger RNA, 13024 nt
Organism: Chlorocebus sabaeus (green monkey)
Lineage: Eukaryota; Metazoa; Chordata; Mammalia; Primates; Cercopithecidae
Gene: PIK3R1
Product: phosphoinositide-3-kinase regulatory subunit 1
Biological process (GO): insulin receptor signaling pathway; phosphatidylinositol phosphate biosynthetic process
Cellular component (GO): phosphatidylinositol 3-kinase complex
Molecular function (GO): protein binding; 1-phosphatidylinositol-3-kinase regulator activity
Source: RefSeq, a predicted model, not a curated record